AUGUCUGGAGAAGCAACUUCUUCGGAGUCGGACAACUUGAGACGCUCGAAGCGAAAGAAGUUCUGUUUGGAUGUGGUCGCAGCCGCUCAUGGGAACAACCAGAAGAAGAGCAGAAGGGAUCCGCACGCCGAUGAGAAUGACGACGAUGACUUUGCGUUCGAGCAACAGCUCAGUGUGCUGACGGAGGACAUGUCAGCAGUGAGAGAGGAUCAGAGCGAGGACUACGACGGCGAAGAGGAAACUCUCAGCAAGCGGAGAACUCGCAGAAGCACGGCCCAUUGGGGAGACUACCAGGACACACUGGUGGACUGGGUAGAUGUGAGUUUGGGGUCCAAGGAAUCGGGAUACUGUAGUCAACGAACCGAAACUAAAUCAUUUUCAGCAAUCCGGGUCCUUCGCGUGCAGCAAGUGCCCUUCUCGCUAUGAAUCUCGCAGCAGUCUGUCGAAUCACUCGAAAAUGCACAACGGAGAGAAACGAAAGUUUGCUUGCGAACUCUGUGACUUCUCGGCUAGCACUCAAAAGUCCCUCAUGCAUCACAACAACGUUCACAAACGCUAUGGAGUCGUCAGCGCUCAGACGAGUCCUGCGAUCAAUGCAUCCACCGAUACUUCGCUCAACAACAGCACCAAUAACAACAGCAGUAAUGGUGCUCCGCAACUGGUCGCCGCCCUGUCCGAACCGUACUUACAUGCGGAGGCGGAAGUUGAUGCAGUCGGUUCUCCGAGUGAAACGCCUCCUCCGAUUCUCGAGCGGGAGGUCUCGCCGCCUCCACUGCUUCAGCGGGAGCAAUCGUCUUCUCCGCUGUCCCGACACUCUUCGGAUGAAUCCGAUGCGCAACCAAACUUCGUUCCUAUCAGAAAAUCGACACGUCCAUUGAAGCCAGCCAAAAAGGCAACUCCUCCGCAGACGCCCAAAAAAAUGGACAAAGCCCCGAAGAAGAUGCGUGCGAAAUUGAGACCGCUGAUCCUUUCGUCUGUUCCGAAUGGGUCGCUCCCCAAUUCGGUCACACCGUCUACGUCUUCUUCUGUUACUCCUCCACUGAAGAGCUCUCCAGCGCCGACCAAAAACAGAAAUAGUUCUAAAGCAAGCAAAAAACAGAAGCAGAAAUCGGAAGAACCGGAGAAAUUGGAGAGGAUGGAGUCGCCGGUCGAGCUACAACCAGAAGAGAUGCAGGAACGACCGGAAUCGUUGGAACCGCAGGACCCAUUUCCGGCCAAGAAGAAGAGGAAGCGUCGCCGUUGCCCGCGCUGCCCCUUCACCGCCACCUCGAUCACUCGUCUCAACAGACACAGUGGAGGACACCGUCUCGCCGAAGGAUUCGUUUGUCCAGCAGAGAACUGUGACUACAUGUGCAGGGCGGCUGGAUUCCUGCAAAGGCACUACACAGUGCACGAAGGAACACUUCCGUGGCCACCAAAGUUCGUCAGAAGAAGCCUUCUCAGCAAGCCGACAAAGAAGUCGUUGCUAGUAAAGGUAAGAGACUUGCAGGUGAAUAGAGAUUCUUAUACCUUCAUUUCAGGCUCAAAUUAGAUCGCACAAGAAAGUUCCAUCCCAGAGUGGCCCAGAUGUUGUCAAGAAGCAGUGUAAUGUGGACGGAUGCCAGUUCCAGACUUCUUCGAUGACCCAGUUUAUCAUCCACAAGGCGAAAGUUCACAAAGCGGUUAGUUUUAAAAUUUCAGAAAUUUUGUUAAUCUCAUCCGUUUUCAGAAGUCUGCUUUCUCCAACUUUCCGUUCCUUUGCAUCACUUGCGGCCACAGAGCCAAGACGUACGCAGCUCUCCGAGUUCACAAACUGACCAAGCACAUCUCGACGGCCAGUCGGUAUCAUCGCACUUACUACCUGAAAGAGCUCGUCGGAGACAAGUACUUCAUCAAGUAUUAUACUGCCAAAACGGAGGAGGAAGAAGGAGAAGAAUCGGCUGAUGAAUCUUUUGAUUCCAUGUAUGCUGCCCAACACUUUUAUCCGGAGCUUUACCUUUUUCUUUUCAGAAAUGGAAGCAUUGUCCCUCCGGGAGCAUUGGCUGAAAUCGAGAAGAAGGCUGUGUUCUGCUGCAAUCUCUGUCCCUAUCAAGCUCCAACGAUGAGUCGAUGUCAACGGCAUCAUGCGAAACAUUUCACCAUUUCGCAAUUCAAAUGCCGACACUGCAGUUGGUCAUCGAGGAGCAAAGAUGUUCUUGCUAACCACGAGAAACUGCACGCCGGUCCAGAAGAAACGAGUCCGGCAGAGAUCGGACAGAGUACGGUAGCCGACGUUCCGACGACCGCUUCUGGUGGCGCUGCAGAGACUGCGCAGAUAUCCGAAACUGCCUCAACUGCAAUGGAAAUGUACAAAUGUUCUGCGACGACCACUCUCGGAGACGCCCUGAAGAAGUGGUGCAAGACUGCGAAGGCUGCUCGUCCCGAUUUCGACGAGCAUUUCACUCGGAAGAUGAUCGAUGGUCAGAAAGGAUUCCAGUGCAUCGACUGUCCGUACACAUCGAAGUACCGGGGAGACAUGAGAAGUCACAAGAAGAGGCAUGACAUAGAGCAGAUGUAUCGCUGUGUUCAAUGCACCUACACUACAAACCGACCCGUCUCUCUAAAGGAUCACAUGAAGCAGCAUUUGCCAGUCAACGCUUCUCUGCAGGAAGUGAAACCGAUGCGCGUGGUCGUCAACCAAGGAGUGCACAUCGGAACGAGAAGGGGAAUCGGUAAGGAGAGGAUCUACUGUUGCAACAAGUGUCCUUACGUGUCGUUGGCCCUCGGAUGUCUCUGGAGACAUCACCGUAACCAUCGGACGACUGCCAAGUUCUAUAUUUGCUCGAACUGCUCGUACAGCUCAAUUGAAAUGCGAAAGAUGGAAGAGCACACAGUCAUUCAUACUGCUCUCGGUUUGAAUGAGUCGAUGCCAUUUGUGAAGAGAGUCGAUCAGGAAGGAAAUCCAGUCUCUUCAUUGACCGAUCUGAAUUCUGAUAAAACGACGGAAAGGAAAGGGAAGAGGAAGCUGCUGUUGGAUGAGAAAAAGGAAAAGGAAGCAAAGCCGAAGGUUGAGAAGAAGAGAAAGAGGAGCAACGAAUCGACUCCUUCUUCGGAGUCUCCAAACGCGCAGCCCACUAGACCACUAUCGGAAAGAUCGACGAAGAACAAGAUCAACUACUCGAUGAUGGUGAAGAACGGCAACGGGAAACCGACUCCUUCGACCAGCGCAGCCAAUCUGGAGAAACUGAACGACAGCUGUGUCGAGGACAAUGACGAGCCGACCGAGGUGGCUCACUGGAAAAUUCGAAAUUUCCUGAAGAAAGAGCUCACAAUUAAAGGUAAAGCCAAAGAUGACAUACAAAUCUCAAUAACUGUUCAUUUUCAGCAUCUCGUCAGUGCCCGGACUGUCCAUUCAACAACUCGGAUGCCGAUAUCUUUGAGCAGCAUCUCUACUUCCACCAGCCACAGCUUCCACUUCCUCGUCCGUAUACUUGCACCGAUUGUUCUUUCAAUACUUUCACUCCGACCGCUAUUCUGCAACACCUGAAGUUGCACUCGGAAGGCGUUUAUUUUGAUCCGUCCAUGAAGCGAUCUAUAAAGCUGCGAAAGAGUGAAACGAUACCGCAUGGAGUGAAAGGAUAUUACUGCAAAAACUGCAACUACAAGACACCCAACAACAGGAACUUCGUCGAGCAUUGCGCACUCCACAGACAUCAGCUCAUAAGCCGUAUCAAUGUGACGAUGAAAAGACAGCCGCCGAAGGAAGAGUACCAACGACCAAAAAUGAAGCAUCAGUUCGUGGCGCGAAAUGCCAAGUACUGCAAAAAAUGCACGUUCAAAUGCGUCUCGCAAAGCAGUUACGUCGAGCACAUUGACCGCCACGGCUGGAAUCAGUUGUACACGUGCCAUCUCUGUGAUUACUCGGAUAACAACAAGUUGGUCGUGCACUUCCACCAGCUGAAUCAUCACGCAAUGAGAGAUCAGUCGCUCCACACCGUCAACAGUGCCACCAUAUUCCGUCUUGAAGAUGGAGUCAUUCAAACGCCAAAGGUAAAACAUCAAAUUCAAAUGAAUUAAUGAAAUCUUUCCUUUUUCAGCCUGCUCAUCUCAAACCAACUCCGGAAGAGUUUGCCAAGAAAUCGCGAGGCCUGAUGAAGUGUGGCCUGUGCGAAUACUUCUGCCACGUGCCUUCUGAACUCGGCUUCCACAUGUCCGUCACUCACAAAAAUGAGCCCGGAGCUGCCGAGGCAAUAGACUAUCUCUACAUGGAUCGCAUUCCCCCACAAUCAAAUAUCACCAAAUUCUAG
Messenger RNA from Caenorhabditis sp. 36 PRJEB53466, 4265 nucleotides. NCBI's taxonomy places the organism in Eukaryota, Metazoa, Nematoda, Chromadorea, Rhabditida, Rhabditidae. The record is from the annotation of a GenBank genome assembly.